CGCCUUCCUUCGGGAACCCGUGCAUUCUGGUCUCUCGCCAAGGCUGUCCAAGGGAAUUUCUGUAAGCCAUCACUACCAUCUCUGUACAGGAGGGACGACUCACUGGUCCACGACGCAAAAGAGAAAGCCGACCUUUUAGGCUCCCUUUUUGCGUCCAACUCGACUGUUGAUGACGGGGGGAACACACCGCCGACCAUCCCGCGGUGUGAGUGCUCCAUGCCGGAUGUGCAGUUCUCACAGCGCUCGGUUCACAGAGCACUCCUCUCCCUUGACAUCCUCGGGUCGAGUAGGGCCUGACGGAAUCCCCCCAAUUGUGCUGAGGACGAGGACGUGUGCUCCGGAGUUGGCACCGGUUCGAACGUGUCUUUUCCGGUACUCCUACUCCCAAGGCGUAGUCCCGAAUUCAUGGAAGACACUUUUUGUCCACCCGAUUCCUAAAAAAGGCGACCGCUCAGACCCGUCCAACUACAGGCCUAUCGCCAUCACUCCCUUGUUCUCCAAAAUAAUGGAAUCCGUUAUAAACUACCACCUCAAGCGGUACUUUGAGGAUCACCAGCUGAUUAGUGACCGCCAGUACGGUUUUCGUCGGGGUCGAUCAGCUGGUGAUCUUCUGGUCUACUUAACUCAUAGAUGGACGGAGGCAGUAGAGUCCAAGGGGGAGGCAUUGGCCGUUAGUUUAAACAUUGCGAAGGCCUUCGAUCGGGUUUGGCACAAAGCGCUUCUUUCGAAGCUCCCUUCCUAUGGGCUCCCCGAGAAAUUAUGCAAUUGGAUCACCAGCUUUCUUGCACAUCGGAGCAUCAAGGUCGUUGUAGACGGUGCAUGCUCCGACUACAAGCCUAUUAACGCUGGUGUUCCACAAGGCUGGGUGCUAUCACCUCACAUGGAAUACUGUUCCCAUCUCUGAGCUGGGGUUCCCCAGUGCCAGCUCCUUCCACUUGACCGCAUCCAGCGUAGAGUGGCUCGAAUUCUCGACGACCGAGUCCUUUCCGAUCGGCUCGACUCAUUUGCGCUGCGAAGAGAUGUUGCAUCUCUUUGCAUUUUCUUUCGCUUGUACCACGGGGAGUGCUCUGAGGAAUUGUUCGGAUUAAUCCCAGCCGCCAAAUUUCACGAACGCACAUCGCGGCAGAACUCGCGAUACCAUCCACAUCAUCUGGACGAUUGGCGGUCCACCACUGUGCGAUUUAGAAGAUGUUUUCUUCCUCGCACAACUUCCUUGUGGAAUAGUUUACCGCCAGCGAUUUUUCCGGACGGAUACGACUUAGGGACCUUCAAGAAAAGAGCCUACUCCUUUUUAAAGGCCGGCAACGCAUCUGUAAUUCCCCUGGUGUUGCGGUUGUUCAUGGGCGGCGGUAGUCACUUACCAUCAGGUGAGCUGCAUGCUCGUUUGCCCCCUCCUAUAAAAUAAAAUAAAAAAUAAUUUUAAGUGCGUUACUCAGAACUUUUUGAACUGAUUUUGAUGAUUCUUUUUUUAUUUGAAAUCUGGUGCUUCUCAUGUGGUCGCAUAUAAAUUUGAUCAAGACCUGAAAAAUAGUUUUUGAGUUAUCCUUAAUAAUGCGCCUUUAAUUGACUUCAACUACACUGAUGGUGUUCUCAUUUUAUUUAUAUUGAAGUCGGUUGUACAAUCUUUUUAAUUUUACCACUUGUUUCUUUUAGUAAUGGUGACAAAUACACAGUUCAUUUGAUGUUACCAACAUUUAUCCUCAAUUUUUUUAAAUAUAUAUAACAAUCAAAAUGGAAAUGUCUAGUCAUUCCUGAGGUAUUACUCCUACUAAGAUAUUCCAUAUUACCGGUAAAUAGGGUAUCCGGUUCUCGUCACUCACUAUUGAAGACAGCAGAGUUGUGCUAAUAUUUUACGCGGAUUUUCUGUAUGAGCAUGAUGCUUACUAGCUCGACACGACUCAUUCAUCAGCUAUACACGGAAUGUGUAGCACAGAGCCGGUACCUGCGCACUUAUAACGCUGUUCCGCAUCACCAUUCUGUGAUAUCCAAGUUAUACAAAUUGAACACCAUAUUAUUAUGUUUUACUACUUAUCAAUUAAAACGGUUUGCAUAGUUAGAAAAAAAUAAGUUAAAUGCAUUGAAUAAAUAUGUAGGUACUACGUAUUAGAAGAGACGUCACUUCAAUCAUCAACCACACACACGCAAUGCCGCACAGAUUUUGUUUGGGGUGUCAGUUCUAAAGUCUAGUCAGUUUCCGUCAUUAUUAUUCACUGCCACUAGUGCAAAAAUAUCAAUUAUCAUUUUCCGAGUAAACAACUGGAUAACAUAUCUAAGCAAAAGCAACGUCAGCUUUUUUCCAGAAGUUAUCAAGCCGAAAGUAUACUUCAAGUGUACUGCCCAAACUGCUGAAUAGUAGUUUACUCAGACAUUAAUCGAUCAAAUUUUUUAUUAUAUUAAUUUAGAUACACAAUUUUACUCAGCAUUUCUAUGUUACUUGGAAUUAACGUUUUUUUGUUCUAACAGGUUUCCUGUGUAGUCCACUACCUUUGAAUCUAAAAAAAAUUAAACCUAUAAAUGCUGCUGCCAAUGAUAUUUUCUUUUAUAUAAUUAUUUACAUUACCUAAUAAAGCUUGUAAUUGUUAUCAAUCAAGUCUAUAUUAUGCCGAAUUUUUCUGUUACUUAAAACAUUUUCUGUCGUGUAGGUAUCAUACCUGUCUCUACCACGCCUGCGUCGCUGUCUGCUACAUUAAGCCCUCUAGCAGCAUAUCAUUUGAGCAGUUACCAAUGGGCGGUAUCUUUGUUGAACAACACUUCUGACUGCAUCACACUACAAACCAACGGGACCCAAGUGACCCUUAAGCUUACGAAAGAUUCCGCUGCUCCUAAGGCUGAGGGCGGCGACACCGAAUGCCCAAGUGCAACAGACAACUCGGCAGGCCUGUGCGUGUAUCUGACGCGAUGUGACGCGGCCCAAAGCAUCACCGUCGACGUCUACAGCCGCGCCUACUGCGUAGUCAGCGAUGGUUACGCUGGUGUUUGUUGUCCAAAAAGUGAAGUAGACAAGACGCACUGAUGCAUCCGUAGCACGGGAGAAUCUAAACUUGUUUACAUUGUGAUUACAUAUACAUUAAAUGUUAAGGUUUUCUAGAUAAAAAUAUUUAUGGGUGGCUGUGAGUUUAUAGUGUGUAUAUUAAAAAUUCAAACUCACAAAACACAUUUUGUACAGGUACUAUAAAAAAUACUUGAAUGUAUUAAGUUCUUAGUAAGGCAUUAUAUCAGCACCACAUAUUACAGAUGUUUUGAAAUACAAAACACAAGCGUGCUGACUUAAAAAAUAGCAAUAGUCUCUAAUUUUGUAUGAUCCUGUGAAACAAAUUGUGAC
This is a messenger RNA of Parnassius mnemosyne (clouded apollo), 3322 nucleotides long. The record is from the annotation of a GenBank genome assembly. NCBI's taxonomy places the organism in Eukaryota, Metazoa, Arthropoda, Insecta, Lepidoptera, Papilionidae.